AUGGUUCGCCAAAAAGACUAUUCAGUGAUGUCCUCCGGGAUGAGACCUGGUAUGUGGAGGAGUCGGAUUCAGAGGACGUUGCUCAACGGGAAAAGGAGGAGGAUGAUUUCCCAAGCAUUGAUGACGAUCCUAAGUGCCCCACAAUCCCGUUCACAGCGGCGCAGAAGAUAA
Linum tenue is the source of this 171-nucleotide messenger RNA. The record is from the annotation of a GenBank genome assembly. NCBI's taxonomy places the organism in Eukaryota, Viridiplantae, Streptophyta, Magnoliopsida, Malpighiales, Linaceae.